GGUAAUGGCUGCUAGGUGAGAUGAGCGGAUGGGCCACAUCCUUUGAGUACGAGUCGCUUCCUUUUAGAGGACCGUUAACUCGGGCGGUGCCGAGUUAAAAUGGUUGAUAUCCGACCUGAAAAACACCCCAAAACUGUAUUACACAUCGCGAACAUCGUCCUUCAAAUUGAACCCACUGUUAACAUCCCGUCUUAGUGGUCAGUUCUGCCUGCCCGUCAGAAGUUAAGCUGAGGCCAUGGCACUGAAGGACCGUGUAGAGGCGGUGCUCAAUGUGGGUCUUCGUGUUCCCAGCAUCAUGCUGCUUGAUGUCCUGUAUCGUUGGGAUGUCAGCUCUUUCUUCCAGAAGAUCCAGCGCUCCAGCCUCUCCAACAACCCCCUGUUCCAGUACAAAUACCUGGCACUCUACCUGCACUACGUAGGUUACAUUCUGAGUUUGGUGCUCCUGACUCUGCCUCGCCAGCACCUUGUUAAACUGUAUCUGUAUGUCCUGACAGCCCUGCUCCUGUUUGCUGGUCACCAAGUCUCGAGGGAUUAUGUCCGCAGUGAACUGGAUUCUGGCUAUGAAGGACCUGUCUAUCUGGAACCUCUCUCCAUGAACAGAUUCACCACAGCACUCAUAGGUCAGUUGGUGGUGUGUACGCUGUGUUCCUGUGUGAUGCAGACCAAGAGGAUUUGGCUUUUCUCUGCUCACCUCCUUCCUCUGGUGGCCAGGCUGUGUCUGGUUCCACUGGAGACCAUUGUCUUCAUCAACAAGUUCUCCAUGAUCUUCACAGGCCUGGAGGUCAUUUACUUCCUGGCUUCUAAUUUACUGGUACCAUACAAUCUUGCCAAGACCGCCUACCGCGAGCUGGCUCAGGUGGUGGAAGUGUAUGGACUGCUCGCUUUGGGCAUGUCUCUGUGGAACCAGCUGGUCCUUCCAGUUCUCUUCAUGUGUUUCUGGCUCCUGUUAUUCGCUCUGCAGAUCUACUCCUACUUCAGCACUAGAGACCAGCCUACCUCACGGGAGAGGCUUCUUUUCCUGUUUCUUACCAGUAUUGCAGAAUGUUGUAGUACACCAUAUUCCCUGCUUGGUCUGGUUUUCACUGUCUCUUUCAUCGCUUUGGGAGUUCUUACACUCUGCAAGUUCUACCUGCAAGGAUACAGGGCUUUUAUGAACGACAACACCAUGCACCGGGGCAUGACAGAGGGAAUUACCCUUUUGAUCCUUGCUGUUCAAACGGGGCUCAUCGAGCUGCAGGUCAUCCACCGAGCCUUCCUUCUCUCCAUUAUACUAUUCAUUGUAGUCGCUUCCAUCCUGCAAUCCAUGCUGGAAAUAGCGGACCCCAUAGUCCUGGCUCUGGGUGCAUCCAGAGACAAGAGUCUUUGGAAGCACUUCCGAGCUGUGUCUCUGUGUCUAUUCCUGCUGAUCUUUCCAGCCUAUAUGGCUUAUAUGAUCUGCCAGUUCUUCCACAUGGACUUCUGGCUCCUAAUCAUCAUCUCCUCUUCCAUCCUCACGUCACUGCAGGUCCUUGGCACUCUGCUGAUUUAUGUCCUCUUCAUGGUGGAGGAGUUUCGUAAAGCUCCAGUUGAGAACAUGGACGAAGUUAUUUACUGUGUCAAUGGCACUUACAGAUUGUUAGAGUUCCUGGUUGCAGUGUGUGUGGUGUGCUAUGGCGUAUCAGAGACUGUGUUUGGGGAGUGGAGUGUGAUGGGUAGCACCAUCAUCCUGGUGCACUCAUAUUAUAACGUCUGGCUCAGAGCCCAGCUGGGCUGGCAGAGCUUUCUGCUCAGGAGAGAUGCUGUAAACAAGAUCAAAAGCCUCCCCACAGCUAGCAGCACACAGCUGGAACAGUACAACGACAUCUGUGCUAUCUGCUACCAGGACAUGAACAGCGCUGUGAUCACUCCAUGCAGUCACUUCUUCCACGCUGGUUGUUUGAAGAAGUGGCUUUAUGUUCAGGAGACAUGUCCUCUCUGUCAUUCACAACUCAAGAGCCAGUCACCAGCCUCCAAUGUCCCCAACCAAGAUACUCCUCCAGCAAAUCAAAGUCCUGCAGGCCAGGAAGAAGCAGCAGGUGGCAUGAAAGAAAAAGACCGUACCUGUCCAGGUGAUGGAACAACAGAGGCAACAGCAGAACAGGAGGGAGAUAAGGAGGCUGAGGAAAGUUCCUCCCCCUCCUCAUCAUCCAGUUUGCCCUGUGACUCAAGAAAAGUUUUCAAGAUUUCAUCAUCAUCUUCAUCUCCAUCUCCCCUCUCGACUGAGCCCCAGUCAUCACUUGAACCUCUAUCUUCAUUCCCUUCCUCUGACACACAGGACAUGAACACCUCUUCUUCAUGUGUCCCCCACCCUGUGUCUCCCCCUGUCGUUCAUCAGUCAUCCUCACAGCUUCAGUCUCAAGUGGAGACCUGUGCUCACCCUGAGCCCACCCCUGAAGUAAACACAGGUUCCCCACUGAACAGCCAGCACCCAUCUGUCAGUUUGUCCCAGCAGUCAGAUUCACCCAGUUCCUCUUCUGAGGAUGAGCAGCGUCCUGUCCCAUGCAGCCAUUGAGCCCCAUCAUAACACAGUGAACAUCCAUGCAUAUACAUACAUGAAUACAGUCUAAAUGGUCUAUCAGACAUAGGCUGUUUGAAAUUUAUCUCAAAAUCUAUUUUUAGACAUAAAUUAAAUCUCUUAAGUACAUAUUCUUCACUCAGUUAAAGAAUCCAUCUGGACACAUUUGCCUUCCUUUGGCAAAAACUUGGUAGAGUUUAUCUAAAUGUGUUUGAAGAAUUACUUUAAUGCCAGCAGUAAUUUAACUAAGGUGGGCAUCACUUUUCACACUUUUUUGUUUGUUUGUUUAUUUUGUGUUCUGCACUCACUCUACAACCACCUACGGUACAAAAUCCAGGUAUUUGAUUUAAAAAAAAACAAAAAACAAAAUAUUGGGAAAGCAGUAAUCUCACAUCAACUUUUUAGUUCGACAUCUUGUCCAAGAAAUGUGAAGUCCUGAAAGGAACUCGAAUCAUGAUGCUUUUUUUUUUUAUUGUUUUCUAGUUGUAUAGUGACAUUUUGAAAUAACGCUUCAGACUCUUUCUCAUUUCAAUCCCAGGCAUUUCAGUGGUGGCUUUUCCCAUCCUGCCUUGGUUUGUGCAGCUUUUCUCUCACUGCUGUGCAUUUUAUAGUGUUUGGGUUUUCUCUGUAUGUGCCAUGAUUGGUAUGGAAUCGCUUAGGACACCCUUAUGAGACUAUCAGUAACCAAUGGUUGCAAUUUAAGUAGUUACAAACAUUUAACAUUUCAUAAAGUCUGACUGAUUUGUCAACACAUAUUUUUGGUUUUCAGUGACAGUAGUCUUGUGUAUCACUGAACUGUGGUUGGUUAUUAUUCUUUGAUGUUGCCACAUGAUUGAUCUGAAGCCUGGUGCUAAGCGUAGGAUGCAAGAUGGGGUCGAGUCAAGUGUUUAGUGAUUUCACAUGGAAUCGACCUGGUUCAUUAUAUGUGGCAAACUCUCUAUUGUACUGCUCUAAUAUCUGAAUACAACUUGUUUGGCUGGUCCCAACAAAACAGUUCUCAUCGCCAAACUUUAGUACUGUUAAAGACGAAAAAUUAUUUUUACAAUACUUUUUAGAGCAUUAUUGUUUUAUUGGACAGCACACGGUGCAGACAGAUUGCAAAGGAGGAGGAGAUAGAGUUAACGUAGAACUGUUUGUAUUUCAUCUUUCAAUUUAAUGAGAACGUGAGUGGAACAGAAAAGAGCCCAAACUUUUCUGUCAUUGGCUUUUACCUCAUUUAUGGUACGCAUCCUGAGCAGAACAAAAGGCGUUUUAUUGUUUGAGCCAGCUCUCACUAAACAUUUCACGAACCCUGUGAUUUUUAGAUUCUAAAGACUGAUGUCAAAUGUGAGAGCAGGCGCCUUUUCAACAAAUCACAUCAACACACCCCAUACUUUACCAAGACCAUCUGUGCCCUUUUGCUGCUCAAUCACCCCUGUCACUUUACACAAAUCAAAAGUUACUACCAGCAAAUUGAGCCGUUUGAUAGGAAGGCUUCUUUUUCUCCACAUGCGAUCGGAGACACACACUCAUCCCACUCCUGCGAAUCGUGCAGGAAUGUAAAGAAAUGUGUGUUUUAAAGAGUCUGUUUGAUCGAGAGACUUAAAAUCUUGGUAAUGCUAAGUCUUGAUGCACGCUUGUAUGUAGAGCUUGCACGCUGCCACUGUACCCAUAGCAUCUAUUCGUUUAGUCCCUAAUGUGCUCUAACCUUGCAACGUUUUUUCUGCCAUUUUUACCAUUUAUUUGUAUUUUUUUGGGUUGCAUUUGCACUAAUGUCAUUUAUACUAGCAACGCUCCAAAGCUGUUCUGUGGCUGUCGGCAACCAAAUACCCUCUGAUGUGUUUGUGUAGGAGGAAACAGCCCAAUCUUUUUGUGUGUAAUGUACAGUAUAUAAAUGUUGCUCUGUAUGACAAAUAUAUUAAUCCAGAGGAGUGUUCAUAUAUAAAUAAGAUUGGGGCCUGAUUUCUCCAAAGCUUCUUGGCGGUUACAUGUUCUUUGUUACUUUACAUGUUUGUGGACAAAGGUACCUUUUGAGCUGAGAAGCUUUUGGGAAACAGAGUUCUGCGAUCUGUAAGACCAGCCAGUGUUACCGCUUCUCCGCUCGCUAUGACGUGUCCUCAAGCUGGUGUGAUCACUCCGGUGCCCUCUACUGUUAGGAGUGGGAUCAGCAUGGCACAGAGCGACAGGAGAUGCACCAGUUAACCCUGAACAGUAUUAUUUACUACUACUACUAUUACUAAAGGUCUCAUUACUAUGAAUGACUUUACUCUUGACAUUGAAAAGCACCGGCCGCAGGUGUGAGAAUGAAUACAUGUCAAAUGUAGGAUCAAACCUGCCCGGUGCUGUUUAACUGUUUGUGUUUAUUUUUUUAAGAGAUGAAUUGUAGAGUUCAAUGUAUUUUGCACACGUUUCUCUAAGAGGUGACUAUAAGGACGUAUUACUGAAUGACUUUCUUAUUUUAUUAUCAGCUCCAUUCCACCCCAGGUUAAACCGGAGCAGCUGAAACAGAAACCUUAUUUUCUUUCUCUGUGGAGCACUUGUCAUGCUGCAGAAAGAUCAGCAGCAUAGUCAGAUGCUAACAAAUGCUCCAUGAGGUGAUGACUGUCAGUGGCAACUCUAGCAAUCAAGUGUGUUUUCUUUCCAAAUCUGCAUUGCAGUAAUGCUUAAUAAUAAGUGGCCAGUUUGAUUCCAGAUGUUGUGAGAUUACACUAAAAAAAUGCAGCUGUUGCACUUAUUCUUCAGAUCACUUGAUAUUUCACAUUGUAAUUCAUGCAUCUGAACACAGCCGUGGAUAUUCAUGAUGUUAAAGCCAAGUAUUUAUUAUAUUGCCAAAGAUCAAAUAUGUUGCUGUGCAUAUCGGAGAUUUCAGCUGGUGGAUGAACAUCACGGCAGUUAAAGGCAGUGUGUCCUUAAGCUAUUGUGCCAACUAAAUGCAUGAGCCCUGCUUUGGACUCUUUAGAACAUUUCAUAUUACUACUUUUAACUGUCAGUAAGUUCAGUGGUAAAUCACAGCAUCAUCUGUAAGUGUAUUCAUCCAGUUAUCCUCAGAUGGUCACUAACUAUAAAAAAUACACAAACUUUCCUCAAAGUCCUGUUACCUAUAGUAAUGUUAAAAUAUUACUUGUGCUAAGUUGUUUCUUACUGUCACAGAUGAAAAACCUGAAUAUAAAUGAUUAGAAAGAAGCCUGAUGCUGAGUUUUAAUCAGCCUCAUGCAUCUGUUCAGUCCCACUGAGCCGAGUGGAAACUCCACUCAGUUCUUCAUGAACCUUAGCAGGAUUUUACAGCAUGGUAAUGGGAUCCACAGCUGGCACCAAGCCCGUCUGCCUGCAUACUUAUGUCCUGAAUGCAUCUUUGAGAAGAAGUGACUGACACUGUUGUGUAAUACCGUUGCCUCUGACAUUCGUUCACCGCUGUGUUUUACCUCAAAAACCUGAUCAUGUCUAGGGCUCCUCUCACUGAGACUCCCUGACAUUUUUGUUUCUAUUAACUUUUUUUUUUCAUUGUCAGAUUAAUUUUUUUCAUGCAAAAAAAUGAGGAGGUUCUCUGUAAAACCUUACUCUGAAUCCUGUAUUCUGUUUAACGCUCCAUGGUUUUGGACUUAAUGCCUGGCAUUGCCUUGGUUAUGUUACAAAAAUUGAAUGUCAGAAAUAAAAUGAACGAUCCACUUUGGACUCAA
Messenger RNA from Sphaeramia orbicularis (orbiculate cardinalfish), 6189 nucleotides. RefSeq names its product RING finger protein 145. Gene Ontology annotation, molecular function: ubiquitin protein ligase activity; zinc ion binding. NCBI's taxonomy places the organism in Eukaryota, Metazoa, Chordata, Actinopteri, Kurtiformes, Apogonidae. The transcript is spliced from 12 exons. Gene Ontology annotation, cellular component: endomembrane system. The record is from RefSeq and is a predicted model, not a curated record. The coding region runs from base 236 to 2530 and encodes 764 amino acids. Gene Ontology annotation, biological process: proteasome-mediated ubiquitin-dependent protein catabolic process; ERAD pathway.